Molecule: messenger RNA, 1230 nt
Organism: Hippocampus comes (tiger tail seahorse)
Lineage: Eukaryota; Metazoa; Chordata; Actinopteri; Syngnathiformes; Syngnathidae
Gene: coa3a
Product: cytochrome C oxidase assembly factor 3a
Exons: 2
Coding region: 92-385 (97 amino acids)
Biological process (GO): mitochondrial respiratory chain complex IV assembly
Cellular component (GO): mitochondrial inner membrane
Source: RefSeq, a predicted model, not a curated record
UGUGCGUAGGGUCGUCCACCGUUUCGAUGCUUUGCAAAUCUGCAACUACAAACUUGCGAAACAAGCAGGUUAGCAAACUAGCCGGACAAACAUGGCAGACAAGACACCGAAGCGGUCUGACGCCCCGUUUGCGACCAGGAUAGACCCGAGUAAAGAGGAACUGUCCCGGGAGCAGUUGCACUUCAUCAAGCAGGUGGAGCUGGAGCAGUGGAGGAAGAAGACGCAGAAGAUGCGUGCGCGUAACGUGCUGACUGGGGUCGCCAUUGGGGCGCUAGUGCUGGGCAUCUAUGGCUACACGUUUUACUCUGUCUCCCAAGAGCGCAUCAUGGAUGAGAUGGACGAGGAGGCCAAGCGUGCCCGGGCGCCAAGGACAGGUUCUAACUGAAGGUUCUAAAGUCCAGAUCCUCAGUGGACACCUCAACUGGCCUUUCUUUGCUCAUCUCAAAGAAAGCCCUGGACUCCUAUCGCUGGCCUGAACUUUCCAGAAGAAGUAAUUCCUGUCUUUUUUUGCAGCUACUUUGUGCAAGGUAUUAAGUGACCUUCGGAGAGGACAAUGCAAAAUGACAGCACUUAAAACAACACAAAAUGGUUGUACGCAACUGUAUUUCUGUUGGUGAAGUGAUAUAUAGAAUAAACCUGAUUUAUUUUGUUUAGCAAAAAACACACUGGGUAUUUUUUAAUUGGCUUUUAUUGAGCUGGGAAAUCCACUUCAGUGAACAUCCAAUGCAGGAGGAGAAAUAUAAAAUUAGACUCUAAAGCAUAAGAGGUGGAAAAAGGCACAGAUGGCAGCAGCAUUUAUUUUGCAUUGCACAUUGUUUAUUUUCCAAAUAUUUUGAAUAUAUUACUUGAUUUUUCUCAAUGUCCAGUGUGAAUAUUCAAAAGGCACAUUGACAGCUUGGACAUUCUCCCUUGUUUUGUUAUUUUCAUGAAUGAACACAGUUUGACCGACAAGGUGUGUUUAAAUGAAAAUGCUAAAGUGCAUGAGGUGCUUGAUUGAUCUACUCUAAUAAACUAAAAUGUAUAUUUAUAUAUAACAGGUUUUUUUUUCAUGAUUAAUUGUGUAAACAGUCUAUAAAUGAAGUCUACUGUAUGCACACACAUAUGAUAUAUUUACAGUUUGAAAAGCCAGUAGUAGUAGUAUUACAUAUUGGAUAUUAUUUGUAUUUGCAUCUUUUACUGGCUCGAUUACCUCCGCCAAGGAGAGAGAAAAUUAAAGUCACGUAAAAAUAA